Rattus norvegicus (Norway rat) is the source of this 1151-nucleotide messenger RNA. RefSeq lists its product as uncharacterized. NCBI's taxonomy places the organism in Eukaryota, Metazoa, Chordata, Mammalia, Rodentia, Muridae. The record is from RefSeq and is a predicted model, not a curated record.
UUAGCAGGGAGGCAAAGUCUGCUCCCCAUGACAUCUGCUGUCCCUUCUUGGACAUUCUAUUGUCUCCUAGAGAGUUCUGGCAUCCUCUGUGAUGUCACCAGACAUUAGUGACAACCAGUGCCCUAGUUUCUCUCAGUCUGAGUCUGGCAGUUACAAGCUAAGACAUGUUUUCCCGUCUUCGCAAGCGUUUUGGGAGGGGGAAUGUCGAUUGUGGACAGACUAGAGUGAAGGAAUCUGGCCUUUCGUCUCAAAGUAAUGAUGGACAGAGACAGCACUUCUGGGGAAUGUUUAAAGCUGGGAGAGAAACAUCUUCCCCUGAAACUGCCCCAAGCGAGAAGCAGGUCAAGAAGGAAAAGGAGAGGCUGAUUAAAGAGCUGCAGCUCAUUACCGAGGAGAGAAAUGACCUGAGAGAUCGCCUGAGGUUUCUGACAGAGAGAUCCAAAAACAACAGGCCACACUUCAGGCCAAAUCCAUAUUAUGAAGACCUGGAGAGAAUGGAGGAGGUGGUCAUGUCAAUUCUGUACAACUUAGAGAUGGAGAACACUGAGAUCCAUGAGAACAACCAUAAGCUGAAGAAGGAGAUUACCUUCUCUAGAAACCUGCUCAGCCAGCUCCUGAUGGAGAACACAUGCAGGAAGAAGUUGGUCCCACUGAAGCAGGGGAGCAAGGAGGGACAUCUUGAGUGUGCACUGAACCAGAAAUAUUUGGUUGACUUAAGCAAGAAAGAUAAAGACCAGCAACGUCCAGACCCAGCAUCAUCUGGUCUCAGAAAGUGCAAGAGAGCUGGAAUUGGACACACCCCAGUAAGAGAGCUUCCUGAAGAAUGAGUUGCUUUCUCAGGAGUCCCUGAUGACAAACAUCCUGAAUGAAAACACAACUUGAGAGACAACUUGGGGGACCGCCUUUCAUUAUGUGUGCUAGAGGAGAAACACCAAUACGUCUGUGCUUCUACAUGUUCGUUAAGAAUAUGCUUAUGUUUAGAAAUUUUUUUGUUAUGAUUUUAAUUGAAGUUUUCUUUUUGUUGUUUCAUAUUUAUGUGUUCUUGUUACUAUUUUUACUUUCAAAUAUUUUUAAAUAUUUUUAUUCAUUUUAAUCCUGUUGUGUUGUAAAAAUGUAUUUGUUAUGAAUAAAAAUUGAAUUCUAUCUCUUGA